CAACACAGCCGAGGCGACAUAGCUCCACGGCAACAGCGUGCCGUGUCUCCCCAAUGGAGCUGCCAUUGGGUGGACCGACGCUCCGGCACUACACCCAGAGCCGACCGAGACCUCAUCGACAAAAGCUCAACUAUCGUCCCAGCAGACCGCAGGAGACAAUAAUUGAGAGUGAAAAUGAGGUCCUUGAGCAUAUGGGGCGAGUGGAUGAAGGAGUUGAUGAGUUCUUCUCCAAAAAAGUUCUUCCUGCGGAUACUCUGAAAACCCAGGAAGAGGAGUCAAUUACGGUUCACGAAGAGGCUCCGGUCAGCUCUGUCUCCUGCCCUCCCCCUACGAAAACUCUCAGGAGGAAGCUUGGGGAUUUCUUCACGCUGAGAAAGAGGAGAAGUCUCAAAUCCGAAACAAGUCUUGAGGGACGACCCAAAAAGGCCUCCAUUGCUGAUUUUAUCCGCCCUCUGAGGGAAGUCGCCAGAGCUGAAAAAGAGAAGAGCAAAAUCAAAGAGUAUGACAAGGAGAAUGAGAAAGAGAAAACAAAAGACGACCCCAGCUCAAAUACUGGUGACUCAGCGGUUCAGGAAACACCUAUCUCUGGUGCUCCGCCACUCAGAGGGGACGCGGCACCUCCCCGCCGGGCGCUCCGAGAGGGAAAAUCACAGUCCCUGAUUUUGCUCUCUGGAUCAGCGGCAGGCCCAACAAACGCCAGAAACACCACAAAGAAACAACUAGAAGGCCAACAUAGUUUUGAGCAAAAGCUUCAUCUCAUGCUCCAAAGAAUUGGAGUGUCGAAACCCCAGACUGGAGAGACGCAGAAGGUAGACAGAGAGAUGAAGAAGGCGGAGUCUGAAGGUACCAUCAUUGAUAAUAAGACUGAACCACCUCCAACGUUCUCCAAACCCAGAACAAUGUCGGCUUCAUCCGAUACACGCCACCAAAUGCGACCCAGUGCCUCAGCUCACGAGUCAGCUGGGAAACCUGCUUUGCCUCCAAAGCCGGUUAUCAAGUCUGUUCCAGCGACGUCAACAUCUGGUCGCAACACACCUGAGAAUGAGCUGACCCAAAUCCAGGAGGGGGAGGUGGUCACCCCCGCGAAACCAAGCCCUGUCGAAGCACCGUGUUCCCCAGCAACAGAUAUGACAAUCCCGAACGGCACAGCUGUCACAACAGAAGCGAAAAUGGAGCCCCCUAGCGCUGCAGCUCCCCCUGAAUCGGACACCUGCACUGACUCUGCUGAACCUUCAGCCACAGUUAAAGCUGUCUCACCAAGUGACGCCAUAGAGCCAGACGGUAAGGCAGCCUCUCCAGAUGAGAGUUGUCAUACCACAGAAAAACCCGCCACCACGCCCACAGAGCUCAAGGUGACCGACUCACUCACUUCCAUGUCCUCUGAGUCCGUUCCUCCAAGUUGCUCCAUCCCAUCCACCUCGACUCCCUUCACUACUCAAUCUACAACCACAACAGAAGCUCCUCCCACUAGUGAGAGAGCACUUUCCCCCCCAUCUGCCAACAUCCUUGAAGAGCUACCAGUCUUAGAAGCCACCAGUAUUCUCCCAGAAGCUGACGAAAAGUUAUCACCUUCUGGUGAUCCAAUUUCAGAUUCCCAACCAGGUAUCUUGAACCCAGCUCUGACUUCUGAUGAUUGUAGCUCAAUCUCAGCUGUUGCAACUAACUCAUCUGCAACAAAUUCAUCCAUCACUUCCACGACAUCGCUUCCUCAGCAGUCCAGCGAUAGCGUCACAACGAAAGUCUUAUCUGACGACGCUAUCACCAGCCCCUCCUCCCUUGAUUCUCUGAAAACCACCACGAGCUCCGCCUUUGUUAGCACCAGUGGGCCCACGGCCUCUGAGAGCGUGGACACAAUCUCCACAUCCACCAUCGCUCCAGUCACUGAUGCAUGUCUGUCCUCCACUGCACCUGUGGAAACGCCGACGACUUCUGAGUGUUUGACUUCUACUGCUGACGUCACAGCCCCACCAGACACAGACCUUCCUCACUCACAUGACACCAGCACAACUCUUCCAUCAGUUAUUACAAGUGUAACUGAUAACUCAAGCUACACUGGUUUGAGCAACCCAGCGCCUUCAGAUGAAAGUCACCGUCAAGACGAUUGCCACAUCUCCUCAGGAGAUGAACCCAAGAUGGAGCAGAGAGGACAGGACAAGCAGUCAGAAGCAGAUAAAAAGGCGGAGAUGGCCCAAGAGAGCAAGCCACCCGAGGAAAGUGAAACAAUCACUGUUAUUGAUGAUCACAAAGACAGUGGUGAUUGUAACAACCUGCCAGCUCCAGCCCACAAUGAAGAAACGAUCGUAGAAGUGCAGGCAGCAGUGGUGAAACCAGAAGACGUCACAUUGACAACUGCAGGGGAAACCAUGGAGUCACCAUCAACGACUGAGUGUCAGAAAGAAGAAACUAAACAAGCCAGUGGAUGAAGUCAUUACAAAAAGGAUCCUGGGACCAACUACUGUGAGGGAGAGAGGAGAGUACACAGUACAGGAUGAGGCACCACUGCACUUCCUACAGGGACCACCACUUCACAGCAGCACACCGGACAUGGUGGACCAAUGGACCAAAGAACUAAGAUCCCCUCGAUGUGAUGUAAUUUUGAAUCCAGCUGUGUCUUUGUCCAAUUUUCUAACUUGCGUUUGAGAUUGUCGUUGCACGUUUUGAUUAUGUACCAUAAGAUAAUUUCUGUGCUUCAAGACAAGAUGUUUACAAAAGAUGGAUAAGAGAAAUAGCUAUGAAUAUUAAAUGGGAUAUUGAAUUCACUGAAAAAGUCCUCCUAAUUUUCCUCAUCGUCCUAUGAGAAGAAAGUUUCUUGCGCUGUUGAAGAACUUUUCACAGGCGGUGGAAGUCUUGCCUUUGGCAAAAAGUUAUGAGAGGCAUCAAUUUAUAAUGUCUGGGCCUUUGGGGUGUUAGUGGUCGUGUCAUAAAUAUUCAUACCGAGAUUUUUGUUGGCUCCUUACCACACGUUGCGAGACGAGCAGGCUGCUUAGCGGCCGCUUACGUCCCCUAGGGUCCUCGAACAAAUGGAAGUAGUUUGAAUAAAUGUCAAGUGAUGCUUAUUUUUGUUAAUGGAUGAGAUUAUUAAUAUCUGGUGUUGAUGUAUAUCGCCGGUGCAUUGCUUUCAUUUUAUUUACUUGCAUACUCAGGAGGCUUUGUGAAUUUUGAAAGUGGAUAAAUACACCCCCUGUGGAAAGGUUUUGUUGGUGCAUGAGGUGCUAUAAAUAUAUUUCCCUCAUUAUAAUAAUCACAUAAUAGGCUGUCCUAGAUUCGUUACCCCCUCUCUUCCUGCACCUCAAUCAAAACCAGCCGCUGUUUCCAUCUUGAUUCAGCUUUUUAGUCCCCAACCACUUGUGAAGUUCUGAGGAUGCCAUGCAUGGGUUACCAGUCUGUCACAGAACACAUUCAAUCAUCACCGUGUUUGGAAAUGAAACCAAAACUCCAGAAAAGGAACAGUCCAGGCUGGAGUGACAUGGUACCUGAGAAAACCUAAAAAAGUCGAGGCAGAUCCAGGAUUAAAGUGAUCCACAAAAGUCUGCGGGUUUUUCUUCCAAACAGUCAAGAAGCACAAUCAACUGUGUCCACUCUUCAGACACCACUCUUGCCCACUGUGACUGGUUGCAGACCCCUGCUGUAGAGGAAGUCAAUCUGAUGAGGCCCAUUUUCAGUCUUGAAUGUGAACAGGACAGAAUCAAAGGGCAAAGCCAAUCACAAAAUACCCAGCUAGUGCCGUGGAAGGCUUUAUUUCAGAGCUGUGCUACUGUUUUUGGUGAUGGUUUUUCUAAUACUCGCUCCAUUAGCCGUGCUCCAUCAGCACUUUGUGUAUCAAGUGGUCAAAUCCUGGCUUUUGGCUUGAAAACUAAGGAUCACUCUAUUUAUGGCUCUCACAUCUAGCCCAGUGUUGCCAUGGCAAUCUUGAGAGCAAAUGGCGAACACAAAUUCAAGAUAUGAUUUCAUUAUUUAGUGAACAAUAGCGUAGAAAGUAUAGUAAGAGAAGUAGAAGUAGAAAGUAAGAAAAUAUUAACAAUGAUGAAAUAAGUGAAUAAUAAAAAUGACAAAGCAAAAAGUAAAUGGCACUUGUAUCUGCAAUUUCUUAUGUGUCAGGUGAAAAGGAGAUGUAUCCAGUCCCACCACUUUGAAUUAGAUCAAACGUUUUAGUUGAAAUCCAAACACAAACAGAAUAAUUCAACAUACUUCAUUCAUCACAUAUUUUCCGU
Synchiropus splendidus (mandarinfish) is the source of this 4211-nucleotide messenger RNA. RefSeq lists its product as uncharacterized. The coding region runs from base 54 to 2423 and encodes 789 amino acids. The transcript has 8 exons. NCBI's taxonomy places the organism in Eukaryota, Metazoa, Chordata, Actinopteri, Syngnathiformes, Callionymidae. The record is from RefSeq and is a predicted model, not a curated record.